Molecule: messenger RNA, 1020 nt
Organism: Ilex paraguariensis (yerba mate)
Lineage: Eukaryota; Viridiplantae; Streptophyta; Magnoliopsida; Aquifoliales; Aquifoliaceae
Source: the annotation of a GenBank genome assembly
AUGUCAAACGUGGUGGUUCUCGACAACGGCGCUGGCCUAAUAAAGGCUGGAAUCGGCGGCGAACGUGACCCAACUGCCAUAGUCCCCAACUGCAUGUGCCGCCCACUCUCCUCCAAAAAAUGGCUACUAGCCGACCAACUCCUCUCCCCCACCGAAGACCUCACCUUUGCCACUCUCCGCCGCCCCUUCGACCGCGGCUACCUCAUAAACCCAGACCUCCAAACCUCUCUCUGGUCCCACAUCUUUACCAAUCUCCUCCACAUCACUNGCAUGUGCCGCCCACUCUCCUCCAAAAAAUGGCUACUAGCCGACCAACUCCUCUCCCCCACCGAAGACCUCACCUCCGCCACUCUCCGCCGCCCCUUCGACCGCGGCUACCUCAUAAACCCAGACCUCCAAACCUCUCUCUGGUCCCACAUCUUUACCAAUCUCCUCCACAUCACUCCAUCUCAGUCCUCUCUCCUCUUAACUGAACCCCUCUUCAACCUACCCUCUAUACAAAGAUCAAUAGAUGAGAUUGUUUUUGAAGAGUUCAAUUUCAAUUCACUGUUUGUCACUGAUCCACCAGCUUUAGUCCACCUUUAUGAGGCCUCAAGAAGGCCUUAUGGGUUGGUGUCAAAAACUCAGUGUAGUCUUGUGGUGGACUGUGGGUUUUCUUUUACCCAUGCAGUUCCCGUGUUUCAGAACUUCACUAUGAACUUUGCCGUGAAAAGAUUGGAUUUGGGUGGGAAGGCAUUGACCAAUUACUUGAAGGAGCUGGUGAGUUAUAGGGCUGUGAAUGUUAUGGAUGAGACUUUUAUUAUGGAUGAUGUUAAGGAGAAGUUGUGCAUUGUCUCGCUUGAUGUCGCGCGGGAUUUGCAAAUUGCAAGGGCUUUAGAGGCAGUCGAAGCUGACUAUCCCAUCCAGGACGAGUCUAUGAGGAACGUUGGAUCUACGCUUAGUGAAUCUCAGCCAUCCUUGUUGUUGGUGGAGACUGGAGCAAUAGGUUUUCCUCAUUUGGUUCUUUUCGGUCAGAGUUGA